AUUUAUUUGUUUUCCCUUGUCAAAGUCGUCGCAUUUUUUUUUUUUUGUUUUUUUUUUUUGUAAACCAAUUGAUUCCCAUUUCAUGCCAAUAGAAUGUCAGAGGAUAUUAAAACAGGCGAACUUAUUGAACAGGUCAAACAGAAAAUCGCAGUGGCCAAUGCACAAGAAUUGCUAACCAAAGUGACGGAGAAGUGUUUCAAGAAGUGUAUUGUCAAGCCGGGUACAAAACUAGAUACCGCGGAACAGAAAUGCAUUUCGAUGUGCAUGGAUAGAUAUAUGGACUCAUGGAAUUUGGUUUCACGCACGUACGGCAAACGAUUGCAGCGCGAGCAAAGCAAGAUGUAGAAAAACUCAACUUGUUAUGUGCAUGGAGAUAGUGUAGACUCGUAUGUAGAACCUCAUAUUUUCAUAUAUGUACAUAUGUACACAAGUGUGCUGCAUGCACUAAAUGUAAUAAAUAUAAUAAUUGAAGACGCUAAAAGCUA
Molecule: messenger RNA, 485 nt
Organism: Ceratitis capitata (Mediterranean fruit fly)
Lineage: Eukaryota; Metazoa; Arthropoda; Insecta; Diptera; Tephritidae
Product: mitochondrial import inner membrane translocase subunit Tim13
Exons: 1
Coding region: 94-345 (83 amino acids)
Source: RefSeq, a predicted model, not a curated record